UUCUGAGCCCAGCUGUUGCAGCUGCGAGGAAGAGAAACACACAGAGCGACGCUCCCUGCGCCCUUCAGCAGCUGAAGCCGGAACCUGCAAAACAAGCUUUGCGAUGAAUACCUACAUCUUCAGCUAUUAUUUAAUCCAGUUCUGUGGACAUUCCUGGAUAUUUACCAACAUGAUCAUCAGGUUCUUGUCUUUUGGGGAAGAUUCUGUUGCCGAUACUUUCCAUUCAAUUGGACUGAUGAUGCGCAUCUGCCAGUUACUGUCUAUACUGGAGCUCUUGCAUAUUUGCCUGAGUCUUGAGCAGGACCAUUUUCUUCCAAGGCUUUUACAGAUCACAGAAAGAAUUAUCAUCCUGUUUGUGGUGAUUUCUAGUCAAGAAGAAGUUCAGGGGAAAUACGUUGUAUGCCUCUUAUUUUUUCUUUGGAACAUCACUGACAUGGUCAGGUACACCUACUGCAUGCUAGCUGUGACAGGCAUAUAUUUUGCAGAACUGACAUGGCUCCAUUAUUCCCUAUGGAUUCCUAUAUAUCCUCUGUCAGUUUUAGCUCAAGCAUUUGCCAUCUAUCAGUCACUGCCCCACUUUGAAACCGACGGCACUUAUUCCGUCCAAUUGCCCUUUCCAUUUGAUGCAUCUGUCUACUUUCCCUACAUUCUAAAAAUGUACAUGAUCAUCUUGUUUGGAGGCACUUAUUUCAUUGUCCAACACCUCUACACAGAACGGAAAGCUCAUCUUGGAAGUUCCAACAUCAAGGCAAAAACAAGCUAACUUGUCUUCCUUCUGGUGAUGAGGAAAAUUGGCUUGAGAUGUUCCACUGGGAAAAACACACCAAGGAUCUAAUUAGCAUUCUAAGUGACAGUAAUUUGUACAACUCCAGCUUGAAGAAACAUGCCACACACUUCCUUAACAAGUAGAUCUCUUCACACUAACUGUGUAAAUAGUAUGCACACACAACAGAUUCAUGACUCUGGUGCAGCAUUGCCAUUUUUGAGACCCAUCCUUCGUCCUUGGAUGUGAUGGAUGCGAGAAAACAACAAGGCAAUCAUCCCCUAUCCCAGUAGUUUCCUGAAGGGAUCGGAGCACUUGCAAUUUCUCCUUCACUACAUUUCAACUGGAGUGCACAAACGACCUCUUCUAUUGAAGCCAGUGGGGAAGUCCAUCUUGUGCAGGAUUUAAGUGUGCACAUUGGGAGUUCCUUGACUACAAUAUAUGCACCCACACUUAGAAUUGUUUAAAUUCACUUACAAAGUGUUUACUCUUAAUAGCACUGCCACUAAACAAAUUACUUAAGCAUUUCUUACUGCUCCAAAAUAGGUUUUUGUCAAUAAAUGCAGCUGGAAAGCUAAAUAUAGCUCAGAAGUUCAUUGCAGGACGGGCAAGUGUUACACAAAAAGCUAUGAAAUGCAAACAGUUCACUAGGAAGAGUUAAAAUGAAAUGCAAAAGGGCUAAGACACAGUACAUGCUUCCCCUAGGAUCUCGUGUUGUGUUAAUCAAGACACUUGCAUAGUAUCCUACUUGCCAGCUAAGAAGAUCAAUACCUAUGCAUGCCAUAUGACCCAGAGAGCAUCAGAAAUAUAAUAAUCUGGGAAUUCCUGGGGAUAACAAAGGCUUUAAUGGUACAAACUGACACAUAUACGUAUUAGCAGCCUUUCAUGUGUUAUUUAUCAGCACAACAGUCAUUCUGUAUCUAGGACACCAUGACCAAAACCAAUUUCAAUUUUAAAAGGCUAAAUUACUGGGGCAAUCUUAUGAAAGCACAACUAAAUACUAAAGAAUUGGUUGAUCAGGAUUCAGACAAAUCUGGGAUUUCUGUAUGUCUAAAUACUUCUAUAUACUGAGUGCAUAUAUUUUAUUAUGGUGGCCAAUGCUCUUGGGUUCACAUUCCUACCAAACCUUUGUUUUCUGCCAUUGGCCCAUUCAGAUUAUACAAUUUUUCCUCUCUAGACAGUACUUUGCUUGCACUCUUCCAGCCCAUCUUCCAUCAGGAAUAAAUAUUUUACCAAUCUCAUUGAAAAAAGGGACACCUAUAUUGUUUGAUGCAACCUUGCCCAAACUGGUGCCUUCCAGGUGUGUUGGGUCGCAACUCCCAACAUUCACAGCCAGCACAGCCACUGGGGUUUGAGCAUUGUGGUCUUUCAUAGCUGGAGAGCACCAGCUUGAGGAAACCUGCUUUGGAGAGUACUAGAAAGGCAAGUUUGCCAACUUCUAGGGAGGGAUUUGAAGGAGGUAUCAGGUCAAGUGUCAGGACUGGGCCCUACUGGGACCCAACAGUUGUCCAAGCAUAUUUCCAUCUAAUGCCAGGCCAACUGAAAGAAGACUUCUUGUUUGACCUUCUGUGUACACACCAUCUUUCUACAUGUGUGAAAUCUACACAAAUCCCCAACAUGGAAAAACAUUCUGGCAUUGGAGUUCAGCCUCCCAUGUGUGGAAUUGCAGCCAGGAGUGAUACAACAUAGACAUAAGAUAACCAUCUCAUUGAGAAAUAGCUCCAAGUUACAGAAUCAAAGCAGUACAAAUCUUUAAAAUUUGAACCCUUAUUUUAACUUUUGGCACAGAACAGGAAUUUCUGCAACUAUUUCAAUUCAUUAACUUUUAUCCAUGGGAAAUACGAGUUUACAAUAAAAUGUAAAAUUAAAAAGAAAUAGAGAUGCAAAUUAAUUUAGUUUCCCAGUGACUUCAUGGAAUGAAGUACAGGAUUAAAAUAUUGUUUUAAUAUGUUCAUAUAAGAAAAGUUAAAUAUAAAAUGGAGCAGUGAACAGUGUAGCUAACUGAAAAUAGAGUAUGUGAUGUUAUGAGUAUGAAAAUUUCUGAAGGGCCCACCACACUGCGGAAAGUUGCUACAAUAUAUUUUCUAAUGUAUAAAACUCAAACUGCAGCCUGGA
Varanus komodoensis (Komodo dragon) is the source of this 2878-nucleotide messenger RNA. It is a transcript of the gene HACD4, whose product is annotated as 3-hydroxyacyl-CoA dehydratase 4. The transcript is spliced from 7 exons. NCBI's taxonomy places the organism in Eukaryota, Metazoa, Chordata, Lepidosauria, Squamata, Varanidae. Gene Ontology annotation, biological process: sphingolipid biosynthetic process; fatty acid elongation; very long-chain fatty acid biosynthetic process. The coding region runs from base 104 to 763 and encodes 219 amino acids. Gene Ontology annotation, molecular function: 3-hydroxyacyl-CoA dehydratase activity. Gene Ontology annotation, cellular component: endoplasmic reticulum membrane. The record is from RefSeq and is a predicted model, not a curated record.